Molecule: messenger RNA, 930 nt
Organism: Neoarthrinium moseri
Lineage: Eukaryota; Fungi; Ascomycota; Sordariomycetes; Amphisphaeriales; Apiosporaceae
Exons: 4
Coding region: 1-930 (309 amino acids)
Source: RefSeq, a predicted model, not a curated record
AUGCGCCUCUCCGCAAUUUUGCUGUCAACGACAGCGGCUGCGCUCACUGAUAUUGAGCACAAGCCUUUUAUGCGCAAAAACAUCGACCCCAUCGUCUUUCCUGGCAAAUACGUGUCUCAUAUGCAUUCUUUUUACGGCUCCGACGCGGUCACGAAGGACUUGCCGACAACUGAACAGUUGCAGGCAGGGUGUCCUUCUGGCGAGAACCCAAAUGAUCUAUCCGUUUACUGGGCUCCAACACUAUACUAUGUGAACGGCGACAACUAUACCGAAAUAUAUCCCGCAACGUUUAAGACGUACUAUGAGCAAAUCGACCACGCCGAGAUCCCGUUCCCUAAGAACUUUUACGCCGUCGCCGGCAACGCUAGCGCCAAAAGCCAAGCUGACAUUGACGAGAAGAUCAAUGCUAUCACAUGGUGGUGCGAUGGUAACGGCCCUGAGGAUCGCAACAGCCGGCCGCGUGCAGCGUUCCCGCGUGUGACAUGUAGCGCGCAUAUGCAAGCAAUCCUUCGUUUUCCCGAUUGCGUGAAUCCGGACAAAAUCACCGAGUACACAUAUGCCGCAGCUCACGGAGGACGCUGCCCGUCUGGCAUGAAACGCAUGCCAUCUCUCCGUUUCUCGAUUCGCUACGACACACGGCGGGCUAUUCCCCAAGGUUGGAAGGGCAUCCCGCCCAUCAAGCUUGCAUGCGGAGAGAUGGGUGAAGGAUAUUGUUUACAUGGUGAUUUCAUAAACGGGUGGUUCGAGGACGCCGCGAAGAAUAUGCUCCAGGCUAAGGGUCAAAGCUUUAUGAGGAUUGAUGGCAUGCACGGCAACGGCAAACAGUUCAGCAAGUGCAAGGCCAAAGACGCUGAUCCAGAGAAUGGUACGAGCGACUACCACAAGAGCUUAGAAAUGAUGGGUCAAAUGCCUCACACUGCGAAGAAGUGA